Ceutorhynchus assimilis (cabbage seed weevil) is the source of this 1522-nucleotide messenger RNA. The record is from the annotation of a GenBank genome assembly. NCBI's taxonomy places the organism in Eukaryota, Metazoa, Arthropoda, Insecta, Coleoptera, Curculionidae.
UAUUAACACAUCAGCGCCCGCCAUUUUAUUAUCAAAGCCCCCACCAAACCUAACGUUGGCUGCACUACAGCUUCAGUACUUCCCAGGUGCGUUUUAAUACUGCCUCUCUCCAUACAAUGGGACACGAGAACGUUAUUUCCGACCAAUCCGGCGACGAUCCGCUAACCAACAGAUGGUAAUUUCAUAUAUUUUUUUUCUUCUACUGGCUAACGAUGAAUUAUAUUAUAUUAUAUUAUGGUAAAAGGUAAUUUAGUGUUAGCACGGUCGUCUUAUUGCCGAUGGUCGUCUGUGAUUUUUCGAUUUUCGUGUCCAGAGUAGAGAUCGCGCCGCGAAAUGUGAACGAAAUGGAUUUGUGAGUUGUUUCUGUUGAGUUUUUGUGAACAUGACGUCGUAUUUUGGAAGUUACCAAUUUCAAGGCCAAGGUCGAGUGAAUCAACUCGGUGGAGUCUUCAUCAACGGCCGUCCGUUACCCAAUCACAUCCGAUUGAAAAUAGUCGAAAUGGCAGGAGCUGGCAUAAGGCCUUGCGUCAUAUCCAGACAAUUACGAGUGUCCCACGGUUGCGUUUCAAAAAUUUUAAACAGAUACCAAGAGACUGGUAGCAUAAGACCUGGAGUGAUUGGCGGUUCCAAGCCCAGAAUUACAACUAGAGAAAUCGAAGACCGAAUAGAGCAAAUGAAAAAGGACUAUCCUGGAAUUUCUACCUGGGAGAUACGGGAACGAUUAUUAAAGGAAGGUAUAAGCGAACCUCCUAGUGAGUCUUCAAUAGGCAAACUUUUGCGGAGUAAUGGUAAGCGCGAACCUGAUUUGGAUGGAAAAAAGGAUUACACCAUUGAUGGAAUUCUUGGAGGCCGUGAAGACGACAGUGAUACGGAAUCCGAGCCAGGAAUUCCUUUAAAACGCAAACACCGACGUCCCAGAACGACAUUUUCCGGGGAGCAGCUGGAAACUCUGGAACAGGCUUUCGCUCGUACACAAUACCCGGACGUUUAUACGAGAGAGGAAUUGGCAAAGCAGAGUGGCUUAACCGAAGCGAAAAUACAAGUUUGGUUUUCCAAUAGACGGGCUCGUUUAAGGAAAAGCUCUGGAAGUGCAGUUGCAAGUAGUUUGGGAUUUCCUUCGUUACCUUUGGCAAAUAUGACUUGUCAGUAUCCUACAGAAGCUCAAUAUGACUGGAGGAAUUCGCAAUUAGCCAAUUAUAAUAUGUUUCAGCAAUCUCAAAGUUCCUAUACUCCGAACGAUUAUCCACGACCAGAUUACUCGGCGAAUUUCGCUAAUUACGCUCUAGCCCACGCUCAAAUCUCUCAAGCUCAUGCCAAUAAUUUGAGCAGGUUGAAAGAGCACGCCAAGGAGCCAACGAGUACUCACACGAGUCAACAUGGAGCCAAUAACGAGCACCAGUGGACGAAACACGAAGAGUGGAGCAAUAAUUUGUCGUCCAACGAUAGCGGGUAUCCUGGGGAGGCUGCUUUCACUCAACAGAGUCAGUUUUUGGGAGGCGGAAGCAAAAACUAUUGGGCUUAG